Molecule: messenger RNA, 1777 nt
Organism: Pseudophryne corroboree (corroboree frog)
Lineage: Eukaryota; Metazoa; Chordata; Amphibia; Anura; Myobatrachidae
Gene: GEMIN2
Product: gem nuclear organelle associated protein 2
Exons: 10
Coding region: 97-900 (267 amino acids)
Biological process (GO): spliceosomal snRNP assembly; spliceosomal complex assembly
Cellular component (GO): spliceosomal complex; SMN complex; nucleus
Source: RefSeq, a predicted model, not a curated record
AUCAGAGACGUUGUUAUAUGGUGCGUUCCACGCAUAAAGUACUAGUGCCGUGCGGUCCAGCCUGCGCCGGUGGUGACGACGCUGCUGUGGCUGAGUAUGGACUCCGGGCCGGAGGAGCUGAUGCCGCGGCUGCUGCCGGUGGGUAACUGCGACCUCCCCGUGGACUACGACCCCACAGCUCCCCCUCGGACCCCGCAGGAGUACCUGAGACGAGUCCAGAUUGAAGCGGCACGGUGCCCGGAUGUAGUAAUUGCACAGAUCGAUCCUAAAAAAUUGAGAAAGAAGCAAACCGUCAGUAUAGCACUUUCAGGGUGCCAACCUGCUCCUGAAGGGUAUUCACCAAGUCUCCGAUGGCAACAACAGCAGGUGGCUCAGUUCUCUGCUGUACGACAGAGUCUCAACAAGCGCAGGAGCCACUGGAAAUCCCAACCCCUAGAUAGCAAUGUAACAAUGCCAAGCACAGAAGAUGAGGAGAGUUGGAAGAAGUUCUGUCUGGGUGAGCGGUUAUAUUCUGACCUGGCUGCUGCUCUGAAUGCUGAGAAUCAAAACCCAGGGAUUGAUUAUAUAAAGGUUGGCUUUCCACCGCUGCUGAGUAUUGUUAGCCGAAUGAGCCAGGCAACAGUUACGAGUGUACUGGAGUACCUUGUAAACUGGUUUGAAGAGCGAGACUUCACUCCGGAGCUGGGUCGGUGGCUAUAUGCGUUGCUUGCUUGUCUGGAAAAACCACUGCUGCCGGAGGCGCACUCCCUUAUCAGACAGCUGGCACGUAGGUGCUCACAGGUCAGAGCAGAGGUGGAUCACAAGGAAGAUGAGAGGGUAUCUGCGCUGAACUUGUUCAUCUGUCUGGUUGGCAGGUACUUUGAGCAACGAGAUUUGGCGGAUUCCAAUGAUCAUUUUUGAUGUAAAGGGACUGACUGCCUCCUUUUACCCUGCACACAGCAAUACCGGUCAAAUCAUAGUCUCCCUCAAUCAAGCGUUGCACCAACCCAUCUCCCUUUCUCUUCAAACCUUGACACUGGGGAGAGAAGUGGCAGCUUAAUGCUCCUCACUGCUUAAGCAGCCUGCAAGGCUUUGAAGGGUUAAUGAGUUUACCUAUUGCACGUGAACCUUCCCAGCCCAUGGCAGUAAAUAACAAUCUGAUUCCUGGUUCAGAUUCAGAAGUGAGUGUAUAUUUUAGGAUUUUAUUUUUUUUUCUCGCAUUUAUUGGCCAAAGUUGGAGAGAAUUAAGUGCCUAAAGGGUUUUGGGAACACUAUGUUCAUACUUCUAAACCCCCUAUUUUCUGCCAGCAGGACCUGCAUGGUAUCCCUGCUGGGGACUGUUGUAGUUGAAGCAGCCUGUAGCAUGGAAAACUGAAACUGCUAAUAUUUGGACACUUGUAUUGCUUGGUUUGUCUUACUGUAGUGUGCACUUGUGACUCUGCCUCUGCAAACCAAAUGUUACGGAAAGCUGAGAACUUUGCAUAUGUAAGGAAAACUAGAACUUGGGAUAAUUGAAAUAUAUAGAAUGUGUCAUUUACAGUCUUCCUUCCCCCUUUUAAGGAUAAUGUGCUUCCUACCCAAACUUUUUUUUUUUUUUUUUUUUCGGGUCUUUUAUCUUUGCUGUCAUACUUAGUCGUCACCUAUUUUCAAUGGUGACUUUUUCCUAUAGGCUAAAUUUAAAAAGUUUAGAACUGUUCUCAAAUGCUUUGGUUGCAGAGGUAAUUGCAGAUUUCAUGUUAUAUUUUAUCAAUGUGUAUGUUUUAUUGUCACUUUCUUUAUAUAAAGAUUUUUUUUUUUA